Colletotrichum aenigma is the source of this 627-nucleotide messenger RNA. RefSeq names its product Copper transport protein ctr4 (gene ctr4-1). Gene Ontology annotation, molecular function: copper ion transmembrane transporter activity. Gene Ontology annotation, biological process: copper ion transmembrane transport. Gene Ontology annotation, cellular component: membrane. The record is from RefSeq and is a predicted model, not a curated record. Lineage: Eukaryota; Fungi; Ascomycota; Sordariomycetes; Glomerellales; Glomerellaceae. The coding region runs from base 1 to 627 and encodes 208 amino acids. The transcript is spliced from 4 exons.
AUGGACGGCAUGAGUAUGGCCACCACCACAACCGCCAUGUCGGCCACUGGCACCAUGACCGGUAUGGCUGCUGCCACUAGCACCAAGGCUGCCAUGUCAAUGGGUGGCGGUUCCUGCAAGAUUUCUAUGCUCUGGAACUGGACAGUGAUUGACAGUUGCUUUAUCGCACGAUCCUGGCGCAUCACUUCCCAUGGAAUGUUUGCCGGCUCUUGCAUCGGCGUUCUUCUUCUCACGAUGUCCCUCGAGAUGCUCCGCCGCGCCGUCAAGGAGUACGACAGAUACCUGAUUCGCAACCACCAGGCCCGCUAUGCUGGCUCCGGUGCCGGUCCCAGUUCAGAGAGUGCCGGUGACAACGGAAAGGGACCGUCAACCUCCGUCACCGCAGCUGGUAACGCUAGUAUCCCUCCCUUCCGACCGAACGCCCUCCAGCAGGCCAUCAGGGCGCUGCUUCACAUGGUUCAGUUCGCCGUUGCCUACUUCAUCAUGCUCCUCGCCAUGUACUACAACGGUUACAUAAUCAUCUGCAUCUUCCUCGGCUCCUACAUCGGCUCUUUCAUAUUCCAGUGGGAGACGCUCUACGACGGACCAACCUCUGCCGCCAAGGAGGCUACGGUUUGCUGUGGCUGA